This is a messenger RNA of Oryzias latipes (Japanese medaka), 21172 nucleotides long. RefSeq lists its product as uncharacterized. Gene Ontology annotation, molecular function: DNA binding. Lineage: Eukaryota; Metazoa; Chordata; Actinopteri; Beloniformes; Adrianichthyidae. The record is from RefSeq and is a predicted model, not a curated record.
AUAUGCUGGGUUUGGACCAGAGACACCCUGCUUCUUCAGCAGUUUCUACCAGAGACCAGCAGAACACUCUUGCAUGAUCUGUUCUUAUUUGGAGUCCAGAUAUGACCAAACUGAGAUUGGUGCUCAAAUGAAAAACAUCACUUCUAAGUUUAUAACCUGUAACCAUGACGAAAUCAGAAGCCCAUGUGAAAAGCUUCCUGGAGGAGAUCAGAGUGCAGAUGGUGUCUGGACUGAGGAAUCCUGGAGCCCUCAUGGGGACCUGGAACUCACUGACACCACAGGACCAAGUGAGGGUUCUGCUUCAUGCUGUAGAAGGAGGAUCAUCACAAUCCAGGGAAGCUCUUAACCAGAUAUUUUUAAAUCCGGGACCUGCCUUUGAAGGAGAACAAAAUCAACAGAACAACAUGAUGAUGGAAAAUGAACAACUUUUAGAUGAGGCACAAGCUCCAACUGCAACACACCCCAAACAAGAAACCAUGGAUGAGGAAAAGCGACGAAUGACUGAAAUAAUCAAUGACAUUAAAAACAUCUUAAAGCAAGCAGAAUUGCAAAGCAGAGAGAAACUAUCAGAUGGAACAUCAGUGUUUGACCAUUUGGAAGUUCAACUUGGCCAAAUCCAGGAAAUCAUGCAAAAUGCUUUCAAUGAACUGAAAGAAUAUUCAACACAAGUCAAAUUUGAAAAAACUCAGAUUGAAACAAUCAAAAUUGAAAUGCAAGCAGAAAGACUGGACAUAGAGAGAGACAGGAAACUGAUCGAUACAGAAAUGAAUGCAUUGAAGUGUACGCGAAAGAGUAUUGAAGGUGAAAUGGAAGAGUUAGAUAACAAGUUACAAAGAGUAAAGAGAGAAAUCAGAGAGAUGGAAGUGGUGAACAGAGAAGUCCAAAUAAAGAAAAAUAAUCUUGAAAAGAUGAUGAAAAGUAACAGGAAGAGAAAGGAAGACACAUCCAUUAAGACUGAUGGAACUGUGCAAGACACAGAGGAAGGAUCAACCAAGACAGAGGAAUGUCUGCCGCAGCCGAUUUACGUUUGUGAACAAUGUAAAUCCAAACAAAUGAAAUGGGUUGAUUUACAUGCAAAGAAGAGGAGACGAGAGCUCGACUGUCGGCUUGAGAAGACAGUAAGACAGAGAGACGAGUUAGAAAUCAUAAAGAUGCAAAUACAGCAACAAAAACAAGACGUUGAAAGGCAAAAACAAGAUGUAAUGGCUUCAAUCCUUACUGUGGCCAAAGUGAAGACUAACAUGGAAAAUGCAUAUGAAGAAAUCAGAAGCAUCAUGGAGGAUGUCCUCAAAAUCAAAUCAAGUACAGCAGAUUACAGCAAAGAACUAAGGAAAAACCUGGAGACUUUGGCCUCCAUGAAAGAUCGAGUCAACUCAUGGAAAAUGAAAAAGUCUUCAGUUGGUAAGAUUUUUCCAGGUGAUACUUGUGAACCUGAAGAGCAUCAGAAAGAAGCAAAACCAAAUCUUAAAACAGGAUCUCCAGAACACAUAAGCAAAGUAAAAGCAAUAACAUUCCUGCAGCCUUUUGCAAUGGUGGAAGCUCAAAAUAAAGUUAAAGAAAGUUUUGAACCCCAGCACCCUCUGAUGGAGGCACCAAUCCAGGACCAAACAAUACCAGAAAAAGAUGAGGCAAAAUUUUUGAUAGAUUCAUCAGAGAAGAUCAAUUUGGAAAAACAGAUGUCUGAGCUUAAGGGGCAAGAAUUUGACAUCAAAGUUAAAAUGUAUGAUGAUAUACAAAAUGUCAAGGAAAAGAGUCAAAAGAUGACAAAGCUCAUCACAGAAAUAAAUGAGCUCCAGUGUCACGAUCCAGACACAUUAAGUCACAAUAAAGCAAUCAAAGUGCUGACUGAAAUACAGGGCGGAGAAAUAGUGGGGAAAAGUACUUCCAGAGAACCAAUGAAGCAGCUUGAAGUAGGGGAAAGUACUGAAUCAAGUCAAGAGUCGUAUUGGAUGAAAGUUGGAGAUGAAAAACAAAUGCAAAAUCAGGAUUUACAAGUAGAUCUGCAGAUGAUGUUUGAAGACAGACAUGAAGUUUCUGAAGAAAACAUCCCUAAAGAUGCAGCAGUACAAAGGCUGGACUUGGAAAUUCACCAAACCAUAGAAGUCAUCAAAGUGUUUCUUUUAGAAAUAGGGUACCAAGUUAGAGAAACAAACACAAAUCAACAAUUUAAAAAUGAAAAUGGUGAAAGUGAAAGAGUAGUGCACAAAAUGAAACAGUUCCAAGAGCUUUUGCAAACGGUAAAAACAGCAAUACAACAUGGAAAAUUGUGUAUCAAAAGAGAUACAAAGAGCAUGACAUUUGCAGUGGAAAAGAGAAGAAGAGUACUGGAUCACAAGCUAGAGCAAAUUUUAAGGCAAAGAGAUGAAUUAGAAAUCUUGAAAAUUAAAGUCCAGAGAGAGACCAUAGAAACUCAGAAGAACGCAGAGAAAAUGACAAAAUGUUGGAGCUCCAUGACAAAAAUGAUUGCAAAGUCCAGAGAAAAAAAUGAAGAAAUAAAAGUGAGGAUGAAGAAGACAGAAAUAAAAUUGAAACUGCUGGAACAAACGAACACAACAACGGAAGCCACUCAACAGCAAAACGUGGAAAGAAUUUGUCUUUUAAAAACAAAAUGCAUGUCUGAGCUUGAAAUGAUUAGAACUAAAAUCAAAGAGUUAAGCGAGUUCAACAUUGAGAAAGAAAUGAUAGAUGGAAGAAAAGAAAUAUCUAAAAGGCUUACACAGAUCCAAGCAGAACUUUUAGGUGGAAGAGUUUCACCAGAACCGCUUGGCGAAGAGGUUCAUAAAAUGAAAAAACAAAUCGAAGUAAAAGAACAGGAACUCAAUGACCACUUCCAACGGAUAAGAAGAGAAGUUCAGGAAAUGGAGAUCUUAAAGUCAGAGUUGCAAAUAAAGAGGAAAGAAAAUGAACAAAUACUCAGAAAACUUGUGAGACAAGGAGAGCAAAAUGAAAUAAUCCUAUAUCAAGUAAAACAGGAAAAGAUGUCAUUAAGAAGAGAGACUAGGAAGAAAAAAAGAGAAGUAAACCAAAGGCUAGAGAAAAUCAUCAGGGAGAGAGAUGCAUUGGAAGUGGUCCGCUUGAAGAUGAAUCGACUAAAGGAAGAGCUGGUUGCUCAGCAGCUACAUGUCAAAGACAAAACUGCCGACCUGGAUGUGUGCAGUGAAGAUCAAAAAGAAAGUUUGGAAACAACAGAUAAGAAAAGCCUUAAAGAGGAAAUUGGAAAACAACACCUAAGCAUAGAAAUUGCUGGUUCCAUCAAAAACCUUGAAAGGAUUAAACAAAAGAUCCAUGAUCAUUUGGCAAAAAUCAUGGGAGACAAAAACACUCUGGAAAGUCUCGUAGUGUGUUUAGACCAACAAAAAGAUGGACUAAAAAUCUUUCAAGGUGAGAACCUUAGGUUAAAAGAUGAAGUGAUAAGAGUUAAAGCUCAAAUAAAGACAGUCUUUAAUAAAAUGAUCCAAGAGAAAGGAGAAGAAAUGGUUGAAAUGAUUCACAAGAAAAAUGACGCCCAAAAACUAGAGCUUGAUGUUGCUCUAGAAAAAGUUAGAAGAGAAAGACAAGAAUUAGAGUUGCUGAUGACGGAUUUGGAAAUUAAGAAAAAAGAAAAUCAACGAAUUGUUCGAAAGAGCAUCCAGAAAGAACAAGAUGUUAAAAGAAUGUGGAAUGAAGUCAGAGAAGAAAAAGAUGCUCUCAAAAGAGAAACGCAAAGAAGAAAGAAAGAACUUGAUCAGAGACUAGAGAGAAUUAUCAGAGAGAGAGAUGAACUAGAGGUAAUGAAGCUCAGGUUUAAAAAAGAAGAGGAAGUGUUCACAAGUGGGAUGAUUGAUUUGGGGACGACAGGUGUUUCACAAGUUCUAGGAGACAUCCAGAACCACUGGACUUUACUCCAAAUGUGUACAAAGAAAUGUGGUAACAUAAAGACAGACUGUGAAGGUCUUAUUCGGACAAUUAUGGAUGUCAAACAACAAAUUAGUGUACAUGCAGAUAUGAUCACAAAUUCCAGAAAAGAAACAAGUAAAAUCCAAAUAGAAAUUAAAAGGCAAAGAGAGGUAAUACAGAGUGCAGUUAAAAGGAUUCAGGAAGGGCAAAGGUUUUUACAACAAGAUAAAAUCAGAAGAAAAGACGAAAGUAGUGUUACGACAGAAAAGAAAAUGACGAAAAAAUCAAAAGGUGUGCCCAAAAGACAAGGCAAAAAAGAGACUUCUACUGAACUAGAAGAACUUUGGAAAACAACGGUUAAAAUUGAUCAACAGGAACAAGAGAGCAGUGUAAUACACCAAACUGAAGAACCUAUUAUUGCCUGUAAAAGAGCCCUAAAAGGGAAAGAAACACAAAAUAUUACAAUUCAAGAUAAAAACUGGCAAAAAAAAAAGAGUGGAGUGAAAAACGUUAAAGCAAUAAAAAUACAGGAAACUACUCAAAACGUAAACUUUAAAAAAGUGGAUGAUGACUGUUAUGAUGAAAGUUAUAACAUUAACUACGUAAAUGCAAGAGAAGAAAAUGUGUCACAAGAAGGGAUUAAAAAGAGAGAGGAAGAAACAAAAGUUGUCAAAAAGAAACCAACCAAAACCAACAAGAGUAAACUGUUGAUGAAAAAAAAAGAGUCAGAUGUGUUCUUUGGGACAAAAAGUGAAAGUAAGAUGUGGAUCCCAGGAACUGAAACCCUGAAUGUGGAAAAACAAAUGUUACAUGAGCCAAAGAAUCAAGACAAAAUGGAUGACAUUGGGGAGGAGACAAAACUGGUGUGGAAGGAUAAAGAAGAAAUAGAAAAGGGGAAACAAAAGGCAAAUAAUGUUCAUGAUCAGUCCGAAGAAAGUGAAUUAUUUAGUUCACGGCUUAACAAUGUCUUGGAAAUUAUCAGAAACACCAUCUCUGAGGAUUUCAAACAAAAGAUGGCCAUAUUACAAGCCAAAAUCGAGCAAGCAAUUCAAUUAGGCUCUGACUUGGAGGAAACGGUCAAAUCCAUUGAAGAACUGAAGAAAAACAUGACUCUUUACAGCGAGGACUUCCAAAUUCAAAAGGAAGCCCUAAAGAAUGCUAUGUCAGAUGUGAUCAAACAGAGGGAUGGAGUGGAAACAGAAAAGACAAAUAUGUUUGACAUGGAGAGAAGAGAUCUUGAUAAACUCAGAGAAGAACUGACCCAAGAGAGACAAGAUCUGGACAGAGCAAUAAACGCAAUGAAGGAAGAAAAAUUGUACUUGGAACACAUGAAGUCUGAAAGCAAGAAACUUGGGGAAGUCAUGAAGCUAGCCGAGAAUGAUUUGACGACGGAAAAGGACAAGAUGGAUAAUGCAAACAUUGAGCUUCAGCGGAAGACUGAAGCUGCCAACACUUUGAUGGAGGACAUGCAAAGAGAGAGAUUAGAACUUCAGCAACUCAAGGUACAUGUUGACUCCCAAAGAAAAAGACUUGACGUUGUCUUGGACUCAGUCGUCACACAACAAUCCGAAAGAGCCAGCAAAGAAGAAGAAAUCCAAAGACAAGCAGAAGAACUUGAAAUCAGACUGAAACAGGUUCAGACAGAAAGAGAAGAGCUCAAUGCUGUGAAUGACAGGACCAACAAAAUGAAAGAAGAGGUUGACGCUGCCAUGAUGGACCUUCUUCGUGAAAAGGAAGAAGUCAAUCAAAUGAGGGUAGCCAUAGAAAAUGAGAGACAAAGGACUCAAACUGAAAAGGAUAGAAUUGAAAGUGAAAAAUCUGAGUUGAAAGUAAGAGAACAACAACUCCUGGACCGAAUGAAGUCAUUAGAAAACAGUGAAUCCAAAAUUCAGGACCUCAGUAAGACCAUCUCUGGGGACUUCAAAGAAAAGAUGGCCAAAUUACUAAACAAAAUGGAGCAAACAAUUCAAUUAGGCUCUGACUUGGAGGAAACGGUCAAAUCCAUUGAAGAACUGAAGCAAAACAUGACUCUUUACAGUGAGGACUUCCAAAUUCAAAAGGAAGCCCUAAAGAAUGCUAUGUCAGAUGUGAUCAAACAGAGGGAUGGAGUGGAAACAGAAAAGACAAAUAUGUUUGACAUGGAGAGAAGAGAUCUUGAUAAACUCAGAGAAGAACUGACCCAAGAGAGACAAGAUCUGGACAGAGCAAUCAACGCAAUGAAGGAAGAAAAAUUGUACUUGGAACACAUGAAGUCUGAAAGCAAGAAACUUGGGGAAGUCAUGAAGCUAGCCGAGAAUGAUUUGACGACGGAAAAGGACAAGAUGGAUAAUGCAAAUAUUGAGCUUCAGCGGAAGACUGAAGCUGCCAACACGUUGAUGGAGGACAUGCAAAGAGAGAGAUUAGAACUUCAACAACUCAAGGUACAUGUUGACUCCCAAAGAAAAAGACUUGACGUUGUCUUGGACUCAGUCGUCACACAACAAUCCGAAAGAGCCAGCAAAGAAGAAGAAAUCCAAAGACAAGCAGAAGAACUUGAAAUCAGACUGAAACAGGUUCAGACAGAAAGAGAAGAGCUCAAUGCUGUGAAUGACAGGACCAACAAAAUGAAAGAAGAGGUUGACGCUGCCAUGAUGGACCUUCUUCGUGAAAAGGAAGAAGUCAAUCAAAUGAGGGUAGCCGUAGAAAAUGAGAGACAAAGGACUCAAACUGAAAAGGAUAGAAUUGAAAGUGAAAAAUCUGAGUUGAAAGUAAGAGAACAACAACUCCUGGACCGAAUGAAGUCAUUAGAAAACAGUGAAUCCAAAAUUCAGGACCUCAGUAAGACCAUCUCUGGGGACUUCAAACAAAAGAUGGCCAUAUUAAAAAACAAAAUGGAGCAAACAAUUCAAUUAGGCUCUGACUUGGAGGAAACGGUCAAAUCCAUUGAAGAACUGAAGCAAAACAUGACUCUUUACAGUGAGGACUUCCAAAUUCAAAAGGAAGCCCUAAAGAAUGCUAUGUCAGAUGUGAUCAAACAGAGGGAUGGAGUGGAAACAGAAAAGACAAAUAUGUUUGACAUGGAGAGAAGAGAUCUUGAUAAACUCAGAGAAGAACUGACCCAAGAGAGACAAGAUCUGGACAGAGCAAUCAAUGCAAUGAAGGAAGAAAAAUUGUACUUGGAACACAUGAAGUCUGAAAGCAAGAAAUUUGGGGAAGUCAUGAAGCUAGCCGAGAAUGAUUUGACGACGGAAAAGGACAAGAUGGAUAAUGCAAACAUUGAGCUUCAGCGGAAGACUGAAGCUGCCAACACGUUGAUGGAGGACAUGCAAAGAGAGAGAUUAGAACUUCAGCAACUCAAGGUACAUGUUGACUCCCAAAGAAAAAGACUUGACGUUGUCUUGGACUCAGUCGUCACACAACAAUCCGAAAGAGCCAGCAAAGAAGAAGAAAUCCAAAGACAAGCAGAAGAACUUGAAAUCAGACUGAAACAGGUUCAGACAGAAAGAGAAGAGCUCAAUGCUGUGAAUGACAGGACCAACAAAAUGAAAGAAGAGGUUGACGCUGCCAUGAUGGACCUUCUUCGUGAAAAGGAAGAAGUCAAUCAAAUGAGGGUAGCUAUAGAAAAUGAGAGACAAAGGACUCAAACUGAAAAGGAUAGAAUUGAAAGUGAAAAAUCUGAGUUGAAAGUAAGAGAACAACAACUCCUGGACCGAAUGAAGUCAUUAGAAAACAGUGAAUCCAAAAUUCAGGACCUCAGUAAGACCAUCUCUGGGGACUUCAAACAAAAGAUGGCCAUAUUAAAAAACAAAAUGGAGCAAACAAUUCAAUUAGGCUCUGACUUGGAGGAAACGGUCAAAUCCAUUGAAGAACUGAAGCAAAACAUAACUCUUUACAGUGAGGACUUCCAAAUUCAAAAGGAAGCCCUAAAGAAUGCUAUGUCAGAUGUGAUCAAACAGAGGGAUGGAGUGGAAACAGAAAAGACAAAUAUGUUUGACAUGGAGAGAAGAGAUCUUGAUAAACUCAGAGAAGAACUGACCCAAGAGAGACAAGAUCUGGACAGAGCAAUCAACGCAAUGAAGGAAGAAAAAUUGUACUUGGAACACAUGAAGUCUGAAAGCAAGAAACUUGGGGAAGUCAUGAAGCUAGCCGAGAAUGAUUUGACGACGGAAAAGGACAAGAUGGAUAAUGCAAACAUUGAGCUUCAGCGGAAGACUGAAGCUGCCAACACGUUGAUGGAGGACAUGCAAAGAGAGAGAUUAGAACUUCAGCAACUCAAGGUACAUGUUGACUCCCAAAGAAAAAGACUUGACGUUGUCUUGGACUCAGUCGUCACACAACAAUCCGAAAGAGCCAGCAAGGAGGAAGAAAUCCAAAGACAAGCAGAAGAACUUGAAAUCAGACUGAAACAGGUUCAGACAGAAAGAGAAGAGCUCAAUGCUGUGAAUGACAGGACCAACAAAAUGAAAGAAGAGGUUGACGCUGCCAUGAUGGACCUUCUUCGUGAAAAGGAAGAAGUCAAUCAAAUGAGGGUAGCCAUAGAAAAUGAGAGACAAAGGACUCAAACUGAAAAGGAUAGAAUUGAAAGUGAAAAAUCUGAGUUGAAAGUAAGAGAACAACAACUCCUGGACCGAAUGAAGUCAUUAGAAAACAUUGAAUCCAAAAUUCAGGACCUCAGUAAGACCAUCUCUGGGGACUUCAAAGAAAAGAUGGCCAUAUUAAAAAACAAAAUGGAGCAAACAAUUCAAUUAGGCUCUGACUUGGACGAAACGGUCAAAUCCAUUGAAGAACUGAAACGAAACAUGUCUCUUUACAGAGAGGACUUCGAAAUUCAAAAGGAAGCCCUAAAGAAUGCUAUGUCAGAUGUGAUCAAAGAGAGGGAUGGAAUGGAAACAGAAAAGACAAAUAUGUUUAACAUGGAGAGAAGAGAUCUUGAUAAACUCAGAGAAGAACUGACCCAAGAGAGACAAGAUCUGGACAGAGCAAUCAACGCAAUGAAGGAAGAAAAAUUGUACUUGGAACACAUGAAGUCUGAAAGCAAGAAACUUGGGGAAGUCAUGAAGCUAGCCGAGAAUGAUUUGACGACGGAAAAGGACAAGAUGGAUAAUGCAAACAUUGAGCUUCAGAGGAAGACUGAAGCUGCCAACACGUUGAUGGAGGACAUGCAAAGAGAGAGAUUAGAACUUCAGCAACUCAAGGUACAUGUUGACUCCCAAAGAAAAAGACUUGACGUUGUCUUGGACUCAGUCGUCACACAACAAUCCGAAAGAGCCAGCAAGGAGGAAGAAAUCCAAAGACAAGCAGAAGAACUUGAAAUCAGACUGAAACAGGUUCAGACAGAAAGAGAAGAGCUCAAUGCUGUGAAUGACAGGACCAACAAAAUGAAAGAAGAGGUUGACGCUGCCAUGAUGGACCUUCUUCGUGAAAAGGAAGAAGUCAAUCAAAUGAGGGUAGCCAUAGAAAAUGAGAGACAAAGGACUCAAACUGAAAAGGAUAGAAUUGAAAGUGAAAAAUCUGAGUUGAAAGUAAGAGAACAACAACUCCUGGACCGAAUGAAGUCAUUAGAAAACAGUGAAUCCAAAAUUCAGGACCUCAGUAAGACCAUCUCUGGGGACUUCAAAGAAAAGAUGGCCAUAUUAAAAAACAAAAUGGAGCAAACAAUUCAAUUAGGCUCUGACUUGGAGGAAACGGUCAAAUCCAUUGAAGAACUGAAACGAAACAUGUCUCUUUACAGAGAGGACUUCCAAAUUCAAAAGGAAGCCCUAAAGAAUGCUAUGUCAGAUGUGAUCAAACAGAGGGAUGGAGUGGAAACAGAAAAGACAAAUAUGUUUGACAUGGAGAGAAGAGAUCUUGAUAAACUCAGAGAAGAACUGACCCAAGAGAGACAAGAUCUGGACAGAGCAAUCAACGCAAUGAAGGAAGAAAAAUUGUACUUGGAACACAUGAAGUCUGAAAGCAAGAAACUUGGGGAAGUCAUGAAGCUAGCCGAGAAUGAUUUGACGACGGAAAAGGAAAAGAUGGAUAAUGCAAACAUUGAGCUUCAGCGGAAGACUGAAGCUGCCAACACUUUGAUGGAGGACAUGCAAAGAGAGAGAUUAGAACUUCAGCAACUCAAGGUACAUGUUGACUCCCAAAGAAAAAGACUUGACGUUGUCUUGGACUCAGUCGUCACACAACAAUCCGAAAGAGCCAGCAAGGAAGAAGAAUUCCAAAGACAAGCAGAAGAACUUGAAAUCAGACUGAAACAGGUUCAGACAGAAAGAGAAGAGCUCAAUGCUGUGAAUGACAGGACCAACAAAAUGAAAGAAGAGGUUGACGCUGCCAUGAUGGACCUUCUUCGUGAAAAGGAAGAAGUCAAUCAAAUGAGGGUAGCCAUAGAAAAUGAGAGACAAAGGACUCAAACUGAAAAGGAUAGAAUUGAAAGUGAAAAAUCUGAGUUGAAAGUAAGAGAACAAAAACUCCUGGACCGAAUGAAGUCAUUAGAAAACAGUGAAUCCAAAAUUCAGGACCUCAGUAAGACCAUCUCUGGGGACUUCAAAGAAAAGAUGGCCAAAUUACUAAACAAAAUGGAGCAAACAAUUCAAUUAGGCUCUGACUUGGAGGAAACGGUCAAAUCCAUUGAAGAACUGAAGCAAAACAUGACUCUUUACAGUGAGGACUUCCAAAUUCAAAAGGAAGCCCUAAAGAAUGCUAUGUCAGAUGUGAUCAAAGAGAGGGAUGGAGUGGAAACAGAAAAGACAAAUAUGUUUGACAUGGAGAGAAGAGAUCUUGAUAAACUCAGAGAAGAACUGACCCAAGAGAGACAAGAUCUGGACAGAGCAAUCAACGCAAUGAAGGAAGAAAAAUUGUACUUGGAACACAUGAAGUCUGAAAGCAAGAAACUUGGGGAAGUCAUGAAGCUAGCCGAGAAUGAUUUGACGACGGAAAAGGACAAGAUGGAUAAUGCAAACAUUGAGCUUCAGCGGAAGACUGAAGCUGCCAACACUUUGAUGGAGGACAUGCAAAGAGAGAGAUUAGAACUUCAGCAACUCAAGGUACAUGUUGACUCCCAAAGAAAAAGACUUGACGUUGUCUUGGACUCAGUCGUCACACAAAAAUCCGAAAGAGCCAGCAAGGAGGAAGAAAUCCAAAGACAAGCAGAAGAACUUGAAAUCAGACUGAAACAGGUUCAGACAGAAAGAGAAGAGCUCAAUGCUGUGAAUGACAGGACCAACAAAAUGAAAGAAGAGGUUGACGCUGCCAUGAUGGACCUUCUUCGUGAAAAGGAAGAAGUCAAUCAAAUGAGGGUAGCCAUAGAAAAUGAGAGACAAAGGACUCAAACUGAAAAGGAUAGAAUUGAAAGUGAAAAAUCUGAGUUGAAAGUAAGAGAACAACAACUCCUGGACCGAAUGAAGUCAUUAGAAAACAGUGAAUCCAAAAUUCAGGACCUCAGUAAGACCAUCUCUGGGGACUUCAAACAAAAGAUGGCCAUAUUAAAAAACAAAAUGGAGCAAACAAUUCAAUUAGGCUCUGACUUGGAGGAAACGGUCAAAUCCAUUGAAGAACUGAAACGAAACAUGUCUCUUUACAGAGAGGACUUCCAAAUUCAAAAGGAAGCCCUAAAGAAUGCUAUGUCAGAUGUGAUCAAAGAGAGGGAUGGAGUGGAAACAGAAAAGACAAAUAUGUUUGACAUGGAGAGAAGAGAUCUUGAUAAACUCAGAGAAGAACUGACCCAAGAGAGACAAGAUCUGGACAGAGCAAUCAACGCAAUGAAGGAAGAAAAAUUGUACUUGGAACACAUGAAGUCUGAAAGCAAGAAACUUGGGGAAGUCAUGAAGCUAGCCGAGAAUGAUUUGACGACGGAAAAGGACAAGAUGGAUAAUGCAAACAUUGAGCUUCAGCGGAAGACUGAAGCUGCCAACACUUUGAUGGAGGACAUGCAAAGAGAGAGAUUAGAACUUCAGCAACUCAAGGUACAUGUUGACUCCCAAAGAAAAAGACUUGACGUUGUCUUGGACUCAGUCGUCACACAACAAUCCGAAAGAGCCAGCAAAGAAGAAGAAAUCCAAAGACAAGCAGAAGAACUUGAAAUCAGACUGAAACAGGUUCAGACAGAAAGAGAAGAGCUCAAUGCUGUGAAUGACAGGACCAACAAAAUGAAAGAAGAGGUUGACGCUGCCAUGAUGGACCUUCUUCGUGAAAAGGAAGAAGUCAAUCAAAUGAGGGUAGCUAUAGAAAAUGAGAGACAAAGGACUCAAACUGAAAAGGAUAGAAUUGAAAGUGAAAAAUCUGAGUUGAAAGUAAGAGAACAACAACUCCUGGACCGAAUGAAGUCAUUAGAAAACAGUGAAUCCAAAAUUCAGGACCUCAGUAAGACCAUCUCUGGGGACUUCAAAGAAAAGAUGGCCAAAUUACUAAACAAAAUGGAGCAAACAAUUCAAUUAGGCUCUGACUUGGAGGAAACGGUCAAAUCCAUUGAAGAACUGAAACGAAACAUGUCUCUUUACAGAGAGGACUUCCAAAUUCAAAAGGAAGCCCUAAAGAAUGCUAUGUCAGAUGUGAUCAAACAGAGGGAUGGAGUGGAAACAGAAAAGACAAAUAUGUUUGACAUGGAGAGAAGAGAUCUUGAUAAACUCAGAGAAGAACUGACCCAAGAGAGACAAGAUCUGGACAGAGCAAUCAACGCAAUGAAGGAAGAAAAAUUGUACUUGGAACACAUGAAGUCUGAAAGCAAGAAACUUGGGGAAGUCAUGAAGCUAGCCGAGAAUGAUUUGACGACGGAAAAGGACAAGAUGGAUAAUGCAAACAUUGAGCUUCAGCGGAAGACUGAAGCUGCCAACACUUUGAUGGAGGACAUGCAAAGAGAGAGAUUAGAACUUCAGCAACUCAAGGUACAUGUUGACUCCCAAAGAAAAAGACUUGACGUUGUCUUGGACUCAGUCAUCACACAACAAUCCGAAAGAGCCAGCAAGGAGGAAGAAAUCCAAAGACAAGCAGAAGAACUUGAAAUCAGACUGAAACAGGUUCAGACAGAAAGAAAGGAGCUCAAUGCUGUGAAUGACAGGACCAACAAAAUGAAAGAAGAGGUUGACGCUGCCAUGAUGGACCUUCUUCGUGAAAAGGAAGAAGUCAAUCAAAUGAGGGUAGCCAUAGAAAAUGAGAGAGAAAGGAGUCAAACUGAAAAGGAUAGAAUUGAAAGUAAAAAAUCUGAGUUGAAAGUAAGAGAACAACAACUCCUGGACCGAAUGAAUUCAUUAGAAAACAGUGAAUCCAAAAUUCAGGACCUCAGAAAGACCAUCUCUGGGGACUUCAAACAAAAGAUGGCCAUAUUAAAAAACAAAAUGGAGCAAACAAUUCAAUUAGGCUCUGACUUGGACGAAACGGUCAAAUCCAUUGAAGAACUGAAACGAAACAUGUCUCUUUACAGAGAGGACUUCCAAAUUCAAAAGGAAGCCCUAAAGAAUGCUAUGUCAGAUGUGAUCAAACAGAGGGAUGGAGUGGAAACAGAAAAGACAAAUAUGUUUGACAUGGAGAGAAGAGAUCUUGAUAAACUCAGAGAAGAACUGACCCAAGAGAGACAAGAUCUGGACAGAGCAAUCAACGCAAUGAAGGAAGAAAAAUUGUACUUGGAACACAUGAAGUCUGAAAGCAAGAAACUUGGGGAAGUCAUGAAGCUAGCCGAGAAUGAUUUGACGACGGAAAAGGACAAGAUGGAUAAUGCAAACAUUGAGCUUCAGCGGAAGACUGAAGCUGCCAACACUUUGAUGGAGGACAUGCAAAGAGAGAGAUUAGAACUUCAGCAACUCAAGGUACAUGUUGACUCCCAAAGAAAAAGACUUGACGUUGUCUUGGACUCAGUCGUCACACAACAAUCCGAAAGAGCCAGCAAGGAGGAAGAAAUCCAAAGACAAGCAGAAGAACUUGAAAUCAGACUGAAACAGGUUCAGACAGAAAGAGAAGAGCUCAAUGCUGUGAAUGACAGGACCAACAAAAUGAAAGAAGAGGUUGACGCUGCCAUGAUGGACCUUCUUCGUGAAAAGGAAGAAGUCAAUCAAAUGAGGGUAGCCAUAGAAAAUGAGAGACAAAGGACUCAAACUGAAAAGGAUAAAAUUGAAAGUGAAAAAUCUGAGUUGAAAGUAAGAGAACAAAAACUCCUGGACCGAAUGAAUUCAUUAGAAAACAGUGAAUCCAAAAUUCAGGACCUCAGAAAGACCAUCUCUGGGGACUUCAAACAAAAGAUGGCCAUAUUAAAAAACAAAAUGGAGCAAACAAUUCAAUUAGGCUCUGACUUGGAGGAAACGGUCAAAUCCAUUGAAGAACUGAAACAAAACAUGUCUCUUUACAGAGAGGACUUCCAAAUUCAAAAGGAAGCCCUAAAGAAUGCUAUGUCAGAUGUGAUCAAACAGAGGGAUGGAGUGGAAACAGAAAAGACAAAUAUGUUUGACAUGGAGAGAAGAGAUCUUGAUAAACUCAGAGAAGAACUGACCCAAGAGAGACAAGAUCUGGACAGAGCAAUCAACGCAAUGAAGGAAGAAAAAUUGUACUUGGAACACAUGAAGUCUGAAAGCAAGAAACUUGGGGAAGUCAUGAAGCUAGCCGAGAAUGAUUUGACGACGGAAAAGGACAAGAUGGAUAAUGCAAACAUUGAGCUUCAGCGGAAGACUGAAGCUGCCAACACGUUGAUGGAGGACAUGCAAAGAGAGAGAUUAGAACUUCAGCAACUCAAGGUACAUGUUGACUCCCAAAGAAAAAGACUUGACGUUGUCUUGGACUCAGUCAUCACACAACAAUCCGAAAGAGCCAGCAAGGAGGAAGAAAUCCAAAGACAAGCAGAAGAACUUGAAAUCAGACUGAAACAGGUUCAGACAGAAAGAGAAGAGCUCAAUGCUGUGAAUGACAGGACCAACAAAAUGAAAGAAGAGGUUGACGCUGCCAUGAUGGACCUUCUUCGUGAAAAGGAAGAAGUCAAUCAAAUGAGGGUAGCCGUAGAAAAUGAGAGAGAAAGGAGUCAAAUGGAAAAGGAUAGAAUUGAAAGUAAAAAAUCUGAGUUGAAAGUAAGAGAACAACAACUCCUGGACCGAAUGUAUUCAUUAGAAAACAGUGAAUCCAAAAUUCAGGACCUCAGAAAGACCAUCUCUGGGGACUUCAAACAAAAGAUGGCCAUAUUAAAAAACAAAAUGGAGCAAACAAUUCAAUUAGGCUCUGACUUGGACGAAACGGUCAAAUCCAUUGAAGAACUGAAGCAAAACAUGACUCUUUACAGUGAGGACUUCCAAAUUCAAAAGGAAGCCCUAAAGAAUGCUAUGUCAGAUGUGAUCAAACAGAGGGAUGGAGUGGAAACAGAAAAGACAAAUAUGUUUGACAUGGAGAGAAGAGAUCUUGAUAAACUCAGAGAAGAACUGACCCAAGAGAGACAAGAUCUGGACAGAGCAAUCAACGCAAUGAAGGAAGAAAAAUUGUACUUGGAACACAUGAAGUCUGAAAGCAAGAAACUUGGGGAAGUCAUGAAGCUAGCCGAGAAUGAUUUGACGACGGAAAAGGAAAAGAUGGAUAAUGCAAACAUUGAGCUUCAGCGGAAGACUGAAGCUGCCAACACGUUGAUGGAGGACAUGCAAAGAGAGAGAUUAGAACUUCAGCAACUCAAGGUACAUGUUGACUCCCAAAGAAAAAGACUUGACGUUGUCUUGGACUCAGUCGUCACACAACAAUCCGAAAGAGCCAGCAAGGAAGAAGAAAUCCAAAGACAAGCAGAAGAACUUGAAAUCAGACUGAAACAGGUUCAGACAGAAAGAGAAGAGCUCAAUGCUGUGAAUGACAGGACCAACAAAAUGAAAGAAGAGGUUGACGCUGCCAUGAUGGACCUUCUUCGUGAAAAGGAAGAAGUCAAUCAAAUGAGGGUAGCCAUAGAAAAUGAGAGACAAAGGACUCAAACUGAAAAGGAUAGAAUUGAAAGUGAAAAAUCUGAGUUGAAAGUAAGAGAACAACAACUCCUGGACCGAAUGAAGUCAUUAGAAAACAGUGAAUCCAAAAUUCAGGACCUCAGAAAGACCAUCUCUGGGGACUUCAAACAAAAGAUGGCCAUAUUAAAAAACAAAAUGGAGCAAACAAUUCAAUUAGGCUCUGAUUUAGAGGAAACGGUCAAAUCCAUUGAAGAACUGAAACGAAACAUGACUCUUUACAGUGAGGACUUCCAAAUUCAAAAGGAAGCCCUAAAGAAUGCUAUGUCAGAUGUGAUCAAACAGAGGGAUGGAGUGGAAACAGAAAAGACAAAUAUGUUUGACAUGGAGAGAAGAGAUCUUGAUAAACUCAGAGAAGAACUGACCCAAGAGAGACAAGAUCUGGACAGAGCAAUCAACGCAAUGAAGGAAGAAAAAUUGUACUUGGAACACAUGAAGUCUGAAAGCAAGAAACUUGGGGAAGUCAUGAAGCUAGCCGAGAAUGAUUUGACGACGGAAAAGGACAAGAUGGAUAAUGCAAACAUUGAGCUUCAGCGGAAGACUGAAGCUGCCAACACGUUGAUGGAGGACAUGCAAAGAGAGAGAUUAGAACUUCAGCAACUCAAGGUACAUGUUGACUCCCAAAGAAAAAGACUUGACGUUGUCUUGGACUCAGUCGUCACACAACAAUCCGAAAGAGCCAGCAAGGAAGAAGAAAUCCAAAGACAAGCAGAAGAACUUGAAAUCAGACUGAAACAGGUUCAGACAGAAAGAGAAGAGCUCAAUGCUGUGAAUGACAGGACCAACAAAAUGAAAGAAGAGGUUGACGCUGCCAUGAUGGACCUUCUUCGUGAAAAGGAAGAAGUCAAUCAAAUGAGGGUAGCCAUAGAAAAUGAGAGACAAAGGAGUCAAACGGAAAAGGAUAGAAUUGAAAGUGAAAAAUCUGAGUUGAAAGUAAGAGAACAACAACUCCUGGACCGAAUGAAGUCAUUAGAAAACAGUGAAUCCAAAAUUCAGGACCUCAGAAAGACCAUCUCUGGGGACUUCAAACAAAAGAUGGCCAUAUUAAAAAACAAAAUGGAGCAAACAAUUCAAUUAGGCUCUGACUUGGAGGAAACGGUCAAAUCCAUUGAAGAACUGAAACGAAACAUGUCUCUUUACAGAGAGGACUUCCAAAUUCAAAAGGAAGCCCUAAAGAAUGCUAUGUCAGAUGUGAUCAAACAGAGGGAUGGAGUGGAAACAGAAAAGACAAAUAUGUUUGACAUGGAGAGAAGAGAUCUUGAUAAACUCAGAGAAGAACUGACCCAAGAGAGACAAGAUCUGGACAGAGCAAUCAACGCAAUGAAGGAAGAAAAAUUGUACUUGGAACACAUGAAGUCUGAAAGCAAGAAACUUGGGGAAGUCAUGAAGCUAGCCGAGAAUGAUUUGACGACGGAAAAGGACAAGAUGGAUAAUGCAAACAUUGAGCUUCAGCGGAAGACUGAAGCUGCCAACACGUUGAUGGAGGACAUGCAAAGAGAGAGAUUAGAACUUCAGCAACUCAAGGUACAUGUUGACUCCCAAAGAAAAAGACUUGACGUUGUCUUGGACUCAGUCGUCACACAACAAUCCGAAAGAGCCAGCAAGGAAGAAGAAAUCCAAAGACAAGCAGAAGAACUUGAAAUCAGACUGAAACAGGUUCAGACAGAAAGAGAAGAGCUCAAUGCUGUGAAUGACAGGACCAACAAAAUGAAAGAAGAGGUUGACGCUGCCAUGAUGGACCUUCUUCGUGAAAAGGAAGAAGUCAAUCAAAUGAGGGUAGCCAUAGAAAAUGAGAGACAAAGGACUCAAACUGAAAAGGAUAGAAUUGAAAGUGAAAAAUCUGAGUUGAAAGUAAGAGAACAACAACUCCUGGACCGAAUGAAGUCAUUAGAAAACAGUGAAUCCAAAAUUCAGGACCUCAGUAAGACCAUCUCUGGGGACUUCAAACAAAAGAUGGCCAUAUUAAAAAACAAAAUGGAGCAAACAAUUCAAUUAGGCUCUGACUUGGACGAAACGGUCAAAUCCAUUGAAGAACUGAAGCAAAACAUGACUCUUUACAGUGAGGACUUCCAAAUUCAAAAGGAAGCCCUAAAGAAUGCUAUGUCAGAUGUGAUCAAACAGAGGGAUGGAGUGGAAACAGAAAAGACAAAUAUGUUUGACAUGGAGAGAAGAGAUCUUGAUAAACUCAGAGAAGAACUGACCCAAGAGAGACAAGAUCUGGACAGAGCAAUCAACGCAAUGAAGGAAGAAAAAUUGUACUUGGAACACAUGAAGUCUGAAAGCAAGAAACUUGGGGAAGUCAUGAAGCAAGCCGAGAAUGAUUUGACGACGGAAAAGGACAAGAUGGAUAAUGCAAACAUUGAGCUUCAGCGGAAGACUGAAGCUGCCAACACUUUGAUGGAGGACAUGCAAAGAGAGAGAUUAGAACUUCAGCAACUCAAGGUACAUGUUGACUCCCAAAGAAAAAGACUUGACGUUGUCUUGGACUCAGUCAUCACACAACAAUCCGAAAGAGCCAGCAAGGAGGAAGAAAUCCAAAGACAAGCAGAAGAACUUGAAAUCAGACUGAAACAGGUUCAGACAGAAAGAGAAGAGCUCAAUGCUGUGAAUGACAGGACCAACAAAAUGAAAGAAGAGGUUGACGCUGCCAUGAUGGACCUUCUUCGUGAAAAGGAAGAAGUCAAUCAAAUGAGGGUAGCCAUAGAAAAUGAGAGAGAAAGGAGUCAAACUGAAAAGGAUAGAAUUGAAAGUAAAAAAUCUGAGUUGAAAGUAAGAGAACAACAACUCCUGGACCGAAUGAAUUCAUUAGAAAACAGUGAAUCCAAAAUUCAGGACCUCAGAAAGACCAUCUCUGGGGACUUCAAACAAAAGAUGGCCAUAUUAAAAAACAAAAUGGAGCAAACAAUUCAAUUAUGCUCUGACUUGGACGAAACGGUCAAAUCCAUUGAAGAACUGAAACGAAACAUGUCUCUUUACAGAGAGGACUUCCAAAUUCAAAAGGAAGCCCUAAAGAAUGCUAUGUCAGAUGUGAUCAAACAGAGGGAUGGAGUGGAAACAGAAAAGACAAAUAUGUUUGACAUGGAGAGAAGAGAUCUUGAUAAACUCAGAGAAGAACUGACCCAAGAGAGACAAGAUCUGGACAGAGCAAUCAACGCAAUGAAGGAAGAAAAAUUGUACUUGGAACACAUGAAGUCUGAAAGCAAGAAACUUGGGGAAGUCAUGAAGCUAGCCGAGAAUGAUUUGACGACGGAAAAGGACAAGAUGGAUAAUGCAAACAUUGAGCUUCAGCGGAAGACUGAAGCUGCCAACACUUUGAUGGAGGACAUGCAAAGAGAGAGAUUAGAACUUCAGCAACUCAAGGUACAUGUUGACUCCCAAAGAAAAAGACUUGACGUUGUCUUGGACUCAGUCAUCACACAACAAUCCGAAAGAGCCAGCAAGGAGGAAGAAAUCCAAAGACAAGCAGAAGAACUUGAAAUCAGACUGAAACAGGUUCAGACAGAAAGAGAAGAGCUCAAUGCUGUGAAUGACAGGACCAACAAAAUGAAAGAAGAGGUUGACGCUGCCAUGAUGGACCUUCUUCGUGAAAAGGAAGAAGUCAAUCAAAUGAGGGUAGCCGUAGAAAAUGAGAGAGAAAGGAGUCAAACGGAAAAGGAUAGAAUUGAAAGUAAAAAAUCUGAGAUGAAAGUAAGAGAACAACAACUCCUGGACCGAAUGUAUUCAUUAGAAAACAGUGAAUCCAAAAUUCAGGACCUCAGAAAGACCAUCUCUGGGGACUUCAAACAAAAGAUGGCCAUAUUAAAAAACAAAAUGGAGCAAACAAUUCAAUUAGGCUCUGACUUGGAGGAAACGGUCAAAUCCAUUGAAGAACUGAAGCAAAACAUGACUCUUUACAGUGAGGACUUCCAAAUUCAAAAGGAAGCCCUAAAGAAUGCUAUGUCAGAUGUGAUCAAACAGAGGGAUGGAGUGGAAACAGAAAAGACAAAUAUGUUUGACAUGGAGAGAAGAGAUCUUGAUAAACUCAGAGAAGAACUGACCCAAGAGAGACAAGAUCUGGACAGAGCAAUCAACGCAAUGAAGGAAGAAAAAUUGUACUUGGAACACAUGAAGUCUGAAAGCAAGAAACUUGGGGAAGUCAUGAAGCUAGCCGAGAAUGAUUUGACGACGGAAAAGGACAAGAUGGAUAAUGCAAACAUUGAGCUUCAGCGGAAGACUGAAGCUGCCAACACGUUGAUGGAGGACAUGCAAAGAGAGAGAUUAGAACUUCAGCAACUCAAGGUACAUGUUGACUCCCAAAGAAAAAGACUUGACGUUGUCUUGGACUCAGUCGUCACACAACAAUCCGAAAGAGCCAGCAAGGAAGAAGAAAUCCAAAGACAAGCAGAAGAACUUGAAAUCAGACUGAAACAGGUUCAGACAGAAAGAGAAGAGCUCAAUGCUGUGAAUGACAGGACCAACAAAAUGAAAGAAGAGGUUGACGCUGCCAUGAUGGACCUUCUUCGUGAAAAGGAAGAAGUCAAUCAAAUGAGGGUAGCCGUAGAAAAUGAGAGAGAAAGGAGUCAAACUGAAAAGGAUAGAAUUGAAAGUAAAAAAUCUGAGUUGAAAGUAAGAGAACAACAACUCCUGGACCGAAUGAAUUCAUUAGAAAACAGUGAAUCCAAAAUUCAGGACCUCAGAAAGACCAUCUCUGGGGACUUCAAACAAAAGAUGGCCAUAUUAAAAAACAAAAUGGAGCAAACAAUUCAAUUAGGCUCUGACUUGGACGAAACGGUCAAAUCCAUUGAAGAACUGAAGCAAAACAUGACUCUUUACAGUGAGGACUUCCAAAUUCAAAAGGAAGCCCUAAAGAAUGCUAUGUCAGAUGUGAUCAAACAGAGGGAUGGAGUGGAAACAGAAAAGACAAAUAUGUUUGACAUGGAGAGAAGAGAUCUUGAUAAACUCAGAGAAGAACUGACCCAAGAGAGACAAGAUCUGGACAGAGCAAUCAACGCAAUGAAGGAAGAAAAAUUGUACUUGGAACACAUGAAGUCUGAAAGCAAGAAACUUGGGGAAGUCAUGAAGCUAGCCGAGAAUGAUUUGACGACGGAAAAGGACAAGAUGGAUAAUGCAAACAUUGAGCUUCAGCGGAAGACUGAAGCUGCCAACACGUUGAUGGAGGACAUGCAAAGAGAGAGAUUAGAACUUCAGCAACUCAAGGUACAUGUUGACUCCCAAAGAAAAAGACUUGACGUUGUCUUGGACUCAGUCGUCACACAACAAUCCGAAAGAGCCAGCAAGGAGAAGAAAUCCAAAGACAAGCAGAAGAACUUGAAAUCAGACUGAAACAGGUUCAGACAGAAAGAGAAGAGCUCAAUGCUGUGAAUGACAGGACCAACAAAAUGAAA